GCAGUUUUUGCGCCAGUCUCGUGAAGGUUGCGGCACCGUCGUGAGCUCUGUGCGUCAUUUCCGGGCGGCGCGGAGCCGAGUGGUCAACGGCCCGAAGAGCAGCAUGCCUAAGUUUUAUUGUGACUACUGCGAUACAUACCUCACCCAUGACUCUCCAUCUGUGAGAAAGACACAUUGCAGUGGUAGGAAACACAAAGAGAAUGUGAAAGACUACUAUCAGAAAUGGAUGGAAGAACAGGCUCAGAGCCUGAUUGACAAAACAACGGCUGCAUUUCAACAAGGAAAGAUACCUCCUACUCCAUUCUCUGCACCUCCUCCAGCAGGUGCUAUGAUCCCACCUCCCCCUAGUCUACCGGGUCCUCCUCGCCCUGGUAUGAUGCCAGCACCCCAUAUGGGAGGCCCUCCCAUGAUGCCAAUGAUGGGCCCUCCUCCUCCUGGGAUGAUGCCAGUGGGACCUGCUCCUGGAAUGAGGCCACCAAUGGGAGGCCACAUGCCAAUGAUGCCUGGGCCUCCAAUGAUGAGACCUCCUGCUCGUCCCAUGAUGGUGCCCACUCGGCCAGGAAUGACACGACCAGACAGAUAAGGAUAGAGGGGAGCUUUUUCAGUUUUAUAUUACUUGUUUACUUCAUUCACCAGGAGAUCAUGGUGCUGUGUGACUCUGGGUGUUUUCUAACAGUAUGACAACAAAGACUUGCUCCCUAUUUGUAUCAAAGAGAAUAGUUUCAGAAGGGAGAAAUUGGAAAAAGUACAGUUUUCAUUUGUAUUGUGAAAUGUGAAAAUAAAGUUGUCAGCUCUUUUAGUUAAAA
Molecule: messenger RNA, 806 nt
Organism: Marmota flaviventris (yellow-bellied marmot)
Lineage: Eukaryota; Metazoa; Chordata; Mammalia; Rodentia; Sciuridae
Gene: Snrpc
Product: small nuclear ribonucleoprotein polypeptide C
Biological process (GO): mRNA splicing, via spliceosome; mRNA 5'-splice site recognition; spliceosomal snRNP assembly
Cellular component (GO): nucleus; U1 snRNP
Molecular function (GO): zinc ion binding; pre-mRNA 5'-splice site binding
Source: RefSeq, a predicted model, not a curated record